Messenger RNA from Necator americanus (New World hookworm), 2436 nucleotides. RefSeq lists its product as uncharacterized. The transcript has 2 exons. The record is from RefSeq and is a predicted model, not a curated record. Bases 1 to 2436 code for a protein of 811 amino acids. Lineage: Eukaryota; Metazoa; Nematoda; Chromadorea; Rhabditida; Ancylostomatidae.
AUGUGGCCCCAACAAGAGAAGUUCGCCUGGGCCGCGAGGCCUAGGGUCCAUCCUAAGCCUAAGCCUAAGCCUAAGCCUAAGCCUAAGCCUAAGCCUAAGCCUAAGCCUAAGCCUAAGCCUAAGCCUAAGCCUAAGCCUAAGCCUAAGCCCAAGCCUAAGCCUAAGCCUAAGCCUAAGCCUAAGCCUAAGCCUAAGCCUAAGCCUAAGCCUAAGCCUAAGCCUAAGCCUAAGCCUAAGCCUAAGCCUAAGCCUAAGCCUAAGCCUAAGCCUAAGCCUAAGCCUAAGCCUAAGCCUAAGCCUAAGCCUAAGCCUAAGCCUAAGCCUAAGCCUAAGCCUAAGCCUAAGCCUAAGCCUAAGCCUAAGCCUAAGCCUAAGCCUAAGCCUAAGCCUAAGCCUAAGCCUAAGCCUAAGCCUAAGCCUAAGCCUAAGCCUAAGCCUAAGCCUAAGCCUAAGCCUAAGCCUAAGCCUAAGCCUAAGCCUAAGCCUAAGCCUAAGCCUAAGCCUAAGCCUAAGCCUAAGCCUAAGCCUAAGCCUAAGCCUAAGCCUAAGCCUAAGCCUAAGCCUAAGCCUAAGCCUAAGCCUAAGCCUAAGCCUAAGCCUAAGCCUAAGCCUAAGCCUAAGCCUAAGCCUAAGCCUAAGCCUAAGCCUAAGCCUAAGCCUAAGCCUAAGCCUAAGCCUAAGCCUAAGCCUAAGCCUAAGCCUAAGCCUAAGCCUAAGCCUAAGCCUAAGCCUAAGCCUAAGCCUAAGCCUAAGCCUAAGCCUAAGCCUAAGCCUAAGCCUAAGCCUAAGCCUAAGCCUAAGCCUAAGCCUAAGCCUAAGCCUAAGCCUAAGCCUAAGCCUAAGCCUAAGCCUAAGCCUAAGCCUAAGCCUAAGCCUAAGCCUAAGCCUAAGCCUAAGCCUAAGCCUAAGCCUAAGCCUAAGCCUAAGCCUAAGCCUAAGCCUAAGCCUAAGCCUAAGCCUAAGCCUAAGCCUAAGCCUAAGCCUAAGCCUAAGCCUAAGCCUAAGCCUAAGCCUAAGCCUAAGCCUAAGCCUAAGCCUAAGCCUAAGCCUAAGCCUAAGCCUAAGCCUAAGCCUAAGCCUAAGCCUAAGCCUAAGCCUAAGCCUAAGCCUAAGCCUAAGCCUAAGCCUAAGCCUAAGCCUAAGCCUAAGCCUAAGCCUAAGCCUAAGCCUAAGCCUAAGCCUAAGCCUAAGCCUAAGCCUAAGCCUAAGCCUAAGCCUAAGCCUAAGCCUAAGCCUAAGCCUAAGCCUAAGCCUAAGCCUAAGCCUAAGCCUAAGCCUAAGCCUAAGCCUAAGCCUAAGCCUAAGCCUAAGCCUAAGCCUAAGCCUAAGCCUAAGCCUAAGCCUAAGCCUAAGCCUAAGCCUAAGCCUAAGCCUAAGCCUAAGCCUAAGCCUAAGCCUAAGCCUAAGCCUAAGCCUAAGCCUAAGCCUAAGCCUAAGCCUAAGCCUAAGCCUAAGCCUAAGCCUAAGCCUAAGCCUAAGCCUAAGCCUAAGCCUAAGCCUAAGCCUAAGCCUAAGCCUAAGCCUAAGCCUAAGCCUAAGCCUAAGCCUAAGCCUAAGCCUAAGCCUAAGCCUAAGCCUAAGCCUAAGCCUAAGCCUAAGCCUAAGCCUAAGCCUAAGCCUAAGCCUAAGCCUAAGCCUAAGCCUAAGCCUAAGCCUAAGCCUAAGCCUAAGCCUAAGCCUAAGCCUAAGCCUAAGCCUAAGCCUAAGCCUAAGCCUAAGCCUAAGCCUAAGCCUAAGCCUAAGCCUAAGCCUAAGCCUAAGCCUAAGCCUAAGCCUAAGCCUAAGCCUAAGCCUAAGCCUAAGCCUAAGCCUAAGCCUAAGCCUAAGCCUAAGCCUAAGCCUAAGCCUAAGCCUAAGCCUAAGCCUAAGCCUAAGCCUAAGCCUAAGCCUAAGCCUAAGCCUAAGCCUAAGCCUAAGCCUAAGCCUAAGCCUAAGCCUAAGCCUAAGCCUAAGCCUAAGCCUAAGCCUAAGCCUAAGCCUAAGCCUAAGCCUAAGCCUAAGCCUAAGCCUAAGCCUAAGCCUAAGCCUAAGCCUAAGCCUAAGCCUAAGCCUAAGCCUAAGCCUAAGCCUAAGCCUAAGCCUAAGCCUAAGCCUAAGCCUAAGCCUAAGCCUAAGCCUAAGCCUAAGCCUAAGCCUAAGCCUAAGCCUAAGCCUAAGCCUAAGCCUAAGCCUAAGCCUAAGCCUAAGCCUAAGCCUAAGCCUAAGCCUAAGCCUAAGCCUAAGCCUAAGCCUAAGCCUAAGCCUAAGCCUAAGCCUAAGCCUAAGCCUAAGCCUAAGCCUAAGCCUAAGCCUAAGCCUAAGCCUAAGCCUAAGCCUAAGCCUAAGCCUAAGCCUAAGCCUAAGCCUAAGCCUAAGCCUAAGCCUAAGCCUAAGCCUAAGCCUAAGCCUAAGCCUAAGCCUAAGCCUAAGCCUAAGCCUAAGCCUAAGCCUAAUUAA